AACGACUCGCUGAUGCGCCAGAUGCGGGAGAUGGAGGAGCGCUUCGCAGGGGAGGCCAGUGGGUACCAGGACAACAUUGCCCGGCUGGAGGAGGAGAUCCGGCACCUGAAAGAUGAGAUGGCCCGGCACUUGCGGGAGUACCAGGACCUGCUCAACGUCAAGAUGGCCCUGGAUGUGGAAAUCGCCACCUACCGCAAGCUGUUGGAGGGCGAGGAGAACCGGAUCAGCAUCCCCAUGCACCAGACCUUCGCCUCCGCACUCAAUUUCCGAGAGACCAGCCCAGAGCAGCGCGGCUCCGAGGUGCACACCAAAAAGACCGUGAUGAUCAAAACCAUCGAAACUCGUGAUGGGGAGGUGGUGAGCGAGGCGACCCAGCAGCAGCAUGAAGUGCUGUAG
This is a messenger RNA of Leptosomus discolor (cuckoo roller), 396 nucleotides long. NCBI's taxonomy places the organism in Eukaryota, Metazoa, Chordata, Aves, Leptosomiformes, Leptosomidae. The record is from RefSeq and is a predicted model, not a curated record.